Molecule: messenger RNA, 1914 nt
Organism: Rhagoletis zephyria (snowberry fruit fly)
Lineage: Eukaryota; Metazoa; Arthropoda; Insecta; Diptera; Tephritidae
Product: probable cysteine desulfurase, mitochondrial
Biological process (GO): [2Fe-2S] cluster assembly
Cellular component (GO): cytosol; nucleus; mitochondrion
Molecular function (GO): cysteine desulfurase activity; pyridoxal phosphate binding
Source: RefSeq, a predicted model, not a curated record
UAUCGAUAGUAUCGUUCGAUCUCUAACUGUGACUGUGAUCCCAUUAGCUGAUUGUGGAUCAUAAUUAUGGGAUAACAAAUGUGUAGUUGUGUAGAUAUUGUAAAAUUUAAGUUGUCGAAAAAUAGCUUUGCCAAAUACCAAUCUUAACAGUUCUAACCGAAAUACACUUUACAAAAUGAUGCAAUUAUUCGGAAGGCUACCAAAAAAUAUUUUCCGAUCGAAUCUGCUUGGCGCAUCGGCCCGCACAUGUUUUUACAAUAGGUUCAACUCUACCGAAGUCCAGCCAGUGUCAAUAUCAGAGGAUUUCCGGAAAAAGCAAAUACUUUUCAACAUAAAAUCGGAGAACGUAGAAGGUAGACCGCUAUAUCUUGACGCCCAGGCGACCACGCCACUGGAUCCUCGCGUAUUAGAUAGUAUGUUGCCUUACCUGACGAAUUACUAUGGGAAUCCACACUCACGUACUCAUGCCUACGGUUGGGAAUCUGAGAAAGCAGUCGAAAAGGCAAGAGAACAGGUUGCGCGGUUAAUUAAUGCAGAGCCAAAAGAGAUCAUUUUCACAUCGGGUGCUACAGAAUCUAAUAAUAUUGCCGUUAAGGGCGUUGCCAGAUUUUACGCGAGUAAAAGAAAACAUAUAAUUACAACGCAGACAGAACACAAAUGCGUGCUGGACUCUUGCCGCGCUUUGGAAAAUGAAGGAUUCAAAGUUACUUACUUACCGGUUAAAUCAAAUGGUAUCAUUGAUAUGAAGCUAUUGGAAGAAUCUAUAACACCAUAUACGUCGCUAGUUUCAAUAAUGACAGUAAACAAUGAAAUCGGCGUUAAACAGCCGGUGGCUGAUAUUGGUGCACUUUGCCGUUCACGGAAAGUAUUUUUCCACACGGAUGCUGCCCAGGCUGUAGGUAAAAUUCUUAUCGAUGUGAAUGCAAUGAAUAUUGAUUUGAUGUCCAUAUCUGGACAUAAGAUUUAUGGCCCAAAGGGCAUUGGAGCACUUUAUGUGCGUCGAAGGCCACGAGUUCGGCUUGAACCUAUACAAAGCGGUGGAGGGCAAGAGCGUGGCCUACGUAGUGGAACUGUACCCGCACCGCUAGUUGUUGGAUUUGGUUUUGCUUGCGAUAUAGCUUUAAAGGAAAUGGAUUACGAUAAAAAAUGGAUAGAUUUUCUUUCAAAACGAUUAUACGACCGCAUCACUAGCGCUUUGCCUCAUGUCAUCCGUAACGGUGAUCCUGAGCAAACUUAUAGCGGUUGUUUAAAUUUGUCUUUCGCCUACGUUGAGGGCGAAUCGUUAUUGAUGGCUUUGAAAGAUGUUGCUUUGUCAAGUGGUUCAGCAUGUACUUCAGCGUCAUUGGAGCCUUCAUAUGUGUUGCGCGCAAUCGGUACCGAUGAAGACUUAGCACACAGUUCGAUAAGGUUUGGUAUAGGUCGAUUUACCACCAUUGAAGAGGUGGAUUACACCGCUGACAAAUGUAUCAAGCAUGUAGAACGUUUGCGCGAAAUGUCUCCGUUGUGGGAAAUGGUACAAGAAGGCAUUGACCUAAAAAAUAUUCAGUGGUCGCAACACUAGUUUUAUUAUACUGCAAUUAUUGUGUCAGAGGAGCCGUAUUGUACCUAUAAUUGUGUAUGUGAGUGACCUCAACUUAGUGAUGGCAAUUACAAAUGUGGAACGUUUGUGCUAAUUUUGUAUUGGAAAUUUGUAAAACAUGUUGCGUACGGGGCGAUGACGCUUUAUUUUUCGUAAUUUAUCAGAUUGUAUAGCAAAGCAAUUAAUACUAAAUAUAUACAAACAAAUAAAAUACUUGAAACGUACUUAAUACCUAUAUAUGUAUGUAUAGUAGGGAUGUGCGAUUAAUCGAUUAAAUAAUUUUUUAAUUAAUCAUGAUCCUGGUUUAUCAAAAAACGUGAUUAAUCAGAUUAUGA